Molecule: messenger RNA, 510 nt
Organism: Oryza sativa Japonica Group (Japanese rice)
Lineage: Eukaryota; Viridiplantae; Streptophyta; Magnoliopsida; Poales; Poaceae
Source: RefSeq, a predicted model, not a curated record
AUGCUGACAUUGGCCACAGGGUCAGCGAGUGAUUACGAGUACAUCGACGUGCUCGUGGCAGUAGGCCAUGGUGCUGACACGUCGUCCACGUCCAGGCUGAUCGUUGACGUGGAUUUCCGGUCCCAGUUCCAGCUGGCGAGGCCGGCCCCAUGGUACGCCCACCUGUCGAGCCGGCUGCCGCCGGUGUUCGUGGGCCCGCCGGAGAAGCUGCGGCAGGCGGUGGCGCUGCUGUGCAUGGCGGCGCAGCGGUCGCUCCGGGAGAGCGGCCUGCACGUCCCGCCGUGGAGGCGGCCCAGCUACGUGCAGGCCAAGUGGCUCCCCUGCCGCGGCGUGCAGGCAUCAGCGCUGCCACCGGGCGGCGAGUCCGCCGCGGCGGCGAACGGCGGCGAUGGCCCGCGGGCGGUGGUCCAGUGGUCGGUGGGGAAGGAGAGGAGACGCCGUGGUGGUGGGCACCGGAGGUCAGGCCUCUCGGUGGAGCUAUCCGACUCCGGCGCCGGUGAGGUGAGCUGA